Salarias fasciatus (jewelled blenny) is the source of this 8840-nucleotide messenger RNA. It is a transcript of the gene baz2ba, whose product is annotated as bromodomain adjacent to zinc finger domain, 2Ba. Bases 264 to 7514 code for a protein of 2416 amino acids. Gene Ontology annotation, molecular function: DNA binding; protein binding. Gene Ontology annotation, cellular component: rDNA heterochromatin. The transcript is spliced from 38 exons. Lineage: Eukaryota; Metazoa; Chordata; Actinopteri; Blenniiformes; Blenniidae. The record is from RefSeq and is a predicted model, not a curated record.
GAAGAGUCUCCUUCAAUCUGCUGUUAGUAACUAACACACACACUCACACACCGAGACUCAAUUACUGCCCAAUUCCCUUCUUUAUCAUUCGUCCCCGACCUCUUUCAUAACCAAAACCGACCAAGGAAAAAAAGAGGCGACAAAGAAGACCGAGCCGAAGUGUUAGUUCAACUAAAAACCCACGUUGGAAAUAAGUAAAGUGUCGAAACUAAAAGAAGGUGUUACAGCAGUUAUGUCAAAGAGCUGAAGACAUCUCUAACAAUAUGGAGUCUGGAGAGCGGCUGGCCUCCCCUGCGCCCACCCUGUCUGCUGCUCGCACCUCCUCCCCUGCGGCCUCUUCCUCCUCCUCCUCCUCUUCCUCCUCCUCCUCCUCUUCCUCAUCUUCAUCAUCGCCUGCACCCCACUCUAAGAGCAGCCUGGCCCCGAGCCCCUCGGCACUGGGAUCCACCCUCAGCACCUCUGGCCGUCUGUUUGGAGCAGCGGGAGAGCAGCCCUUCAUUGGCUCCACAUUGUCAAGUGCCUUCCCUCUGGUCAACCACCCAGCCUUCGGAGCCCUCUACACUGCCGGAGCGGGCAGGCCCGAGUUUGGAGGCCUGGGCUCCCUUGGCAUGUCAGCUGCUUUGGCUGCCCACCCCCAGCUGGGAGCCCUCUCUGAAUGGUGGAGAGCUGCUGAAGCCCAUGGACGAGGAGCUGCUGCCUUUCUCCCCUCUUUCAUAGGCUUCCCACCAUUCUUCACUCCGCACAUUCAGCCCAACCACAGCGCCAGUCCUGUUCAGAUCAGGAUGCCGAGCAAGAACAGCCAUACCCCACCUAAAGGGGUGAAUGGCGCAGUGAACGGCAGUGGGGUCUGUCCUCCCACCACACAAUCAGGGAGCGUUUCUGUGAGUCCAACUCCUGUUCAGGCAUCAGCCAAGCCAGCCAAAAACUCAGACCCCUCCAACAGCCACCGUAGCAGCCCGCAGAACAAUCCAGCAGAUUUGUUAGAAAAGACGAUUCAGAAGCCUAAAGAGAAGAAGGCACGAAAGAAGCAGGCAGAAGCUGCUUUGGCGAGCAACAGCGAAUCAGGCACAUCUUCAGACAGUUCGAGCGACGGCUCCCUCAGCAGUGAUCUGGAGGACUUACCAGAGGAUGAUGAAGAUGACGACGACGAUGAUGAGGACGACGAAGAAGAGGACAAACAGAGCGAGUUUUCAGACUCUGAGAAGCGCACAAAGAAGAAAGCAAAGGUUUUGAUAUCAACCACUGGAACUGCAAAGACUGAAGCAGAAAACAAAAAAGACACCCAGAAAGUCUCUUCCAACCCCCCAACCCUCGUGCCCCUGCCCUGCUCCGUCUCCCCUCCCGCCUUGUCCCAAACAUCCCCACUGGCCCUGCACAGCUCCAGAUCCCGAGCGGAGGGGCAACAGCAGCACUUCAGUGUGAUCCAGUCUACUGGCCUGGCGGCAAACUCAAAGCCCCUGGCGCUCCUCUCACAGCCCCGCAGAGAGUCGUCCCCGUCUUCCUCCCCCAUAGCUCUCACCACAUCUCCAAAGGCGCUCUCCAGCACUGCCUCUCCCAAACCUCCCAAACUGCUGCCCUCCUCCUCCCCUCAGCACCUGCCCCUCUCCCUCUGCUCCUCCCCGAAGCCUCUCUCAGUCCCCUCUCCUCCCCGCUCCACUCUCCCAGUGUCUACCUCCCCAAAACCCUUCGGUUUGACCUCAUCUGUAACAAGUUCCCAGAAGUCCUCGCUGAAGCCACCAAAGCUCACUGUUCCUGGCUCCGCCAAAUCCAACAAGAGGAAACUGCUGGAAGCUUCACUUGCGCAGAUCAAUGAGUUCAGGCUCAAACAGACUCUCAUGUCCCAAGGGCAGACGUUCCCAGCUGAGCUGAAGAAGCAGCAGCAGGGGCCAAACAAAUCUCCCAAGAGGACAUCUCUGUCUUCAUCCCCAUUGCCACCCGUUCCUCCUCCUCCGCCCCAGAACAAUCACUCCAACCUCUUCCUCUCGAGUGCCCUGCUGGGGCUCCCUGAACCCCAUCACCCAAAUGGAGUCAUCCAAAGCACCACUCAGGACGCACCUUUGGCCCUCAUCACCAAACCUCGCAAAGACUCGGCCUCUCAAGGCAAGUCUCCUCAGCGCGACUCGGACCUUGGGUCGAUGCCUGUCAAUCUGAGCACAGGGGCGAGUCGGACCCCAGCAGCCGCCCAUGCUGGGCCUCCUUCACAGCCCCCCACUACCUCACCCCAUGCCACAGGUCAUGGAUCCAGAAAGAACAAGACUCCCAAGGCAAAGGGACAGACCCCGGGACAGGGACAGGGACAGGGACAGGGACAGGGACAGGGACAGGGACAGGGACAAGCGGACCCUUUAGCUGCCUGGAAGGGCUUUUCUCAGAACCAUCUGGUACAGUCUCUAGUAGAUUUGUUUCGAGGAGGAGAGUCUGGGAUUGGGAUUCCUGGAGUCAGUAUCCCUGGAGUUGGAGUCCCCGGGGUGGGAAUCCCUGGGACGUGUAACCCCACAGCUGGUCUCCCCGCUAACAAGGAAUCUGACGACUCAGGAGAUGAUGAUGACGAUGAGGAUGACGACCUCGAGGAGGAGGAGGAGGAGGAUGAAGAGGAUUCCGAUGAGAGCCUGUCAGAGUCUGACAGCAACUCAGACAGUGACAUAUCUGGCAAGAAAGUGAAGGAGUUAAAGCUGCUGCCGUCUGGAUCUUCUAAGAAGGAGAUGACUCCCCGUAGGCUAACCAAAGGCGCAGAACUACUGAACACCUCAACCAAUCACACCGCCACCAGCUGCUCCCCUCUCAAUCUGCAGGUCGUCAAGUCUCCCUCCAUUGCCACCAGCUCCAGUGCCUUGGCCUAUCAUAGCUCUCCAGGCUCUUCGUCCUACAGCCUGGCCUCUCCUCUGGGCUUAGGAAAGAGGAAGAGGGUGAUGGAUGAGAAAGAGUUGAUGAUACCUCUGGAGUUGGGAUGGCGGAGAGAAACCAGAAUCAAAUCAGUGGCUGGACGGCCGCAGGGCGAAGUGGCCUACUAUGCCCCCUGUGGCAAGAAACUGAGGCAAUACCCGGAUGUGAUGAAGUAUCUAUCCAGAAAUGGAAUAAGUGGCAUCACGCGUGAUAAUUUUAGCUUCAGUGCAAAGAUAAGGGUUGGUGACUUCUAUGAAGCCAGAGAAGGACCCCAGGGUUUACAAUGGAGCCUCUUAAAGGAAGAGGAGGUCAUUCCUCGUAUUUUGGCAAUGGAAGGUCGUAGGGGUCGUCCCCCGAAUUCUGAUCGCCAGUUAGCGGGCGACACUGCCAAAGGCAACCGACGGAGAAAGGGGCGACCCCCGAAUGUGGGCGAUCCACUGGUGCCCGAGGGCCCCAGUCCCAGUGAGGUCAAACUUCUGCGCAAGCUGGAAGCUCAAGAAAUAGCUCGACAGGCCGCCCAGAUGAAACUGAUGAGAAAACUGGAAAAGCAAGCACUGGCCCGUGCAGCCAAAGAGGCUCGCAAACAGCAAGCUAUCAUGGCAGCGGAGGAGCGAAGGAAGCAGAAAGAGCAGAUCAAAAUUCUCAAACAGCAAGAAAAGAUCAAGCGCAUUCAGCAAAUUCGGAUGGAGAAGGAACUCAGAGCGCAGCAAAUUUUGGAGGCCAAACGUAAGAAGAAGGAAGAAGCCGCCAAUGCCAAAAUAUUGGAAGCUGAAAAACGCAUAAAGGAAAAGGAGUUGAGGAGACAGCAGGCGGAGAUUCUGAAACACCAGGAGUUGGAGAGGCAUAGACUAGAUAUGGAGAGGGAGAGGAGGAGACAACAUGUAAUGCUGAUGAAGGCUGUCGAGGCGCGCAAGAAAGCAGAGGAGCGUGAACGCUUGCGGCAGGAGAAAAGAGAUGAAAAGCGCCUGAAUAAAGAGCGUAAACUGGAGCAACGGAGACUGGAGCUGGAGAUAGCAAGGGAACUGAAGAAGCCAAAUGAAGAUAUGUGUCUGUCUGAUCAUAAGGCUCUCCCAGAGUUUUCUCGCAUUCCCGGACUAAUCCUUCCGGGACGUGCUGUGUCGGACUGCCUCAUGCUGAUGCAGUUUUUGCGAGGCUUUGGGAAGGUUUUGGGUCUGGAUCUGAAUGUGGAUGUUCCCACCCUGGGAAUGUUGCAGGAGGGCUUACUAAAUGUGGGGGACAGCAUGGGCCAAGUUCAGGACCUCGUGGUCAAACUGCUUUCUCUGGCAGUUUGUGAUCCUGGUCUGCCACCUGGGCAAAAGACUAAAACCAUGCUUGGGGACCACCUGACCAACGUUGGCAUCAACAGGGAUAACGUCUCUGAGGUGCUGCAGAUGUAUAUGGGAGCGCAUUGUGUCAAUACAGAGUUGGCUCCUCUGGCCCUCAGUUUGAAGACCAAGGCCUUCCAGGCUCACUCGCCUGCCCAGAAGGCCUCAAUCCUGGGUUUUCUGGCAAAUGAGCUGGCCUGCAGCAAGGCGGUCAUCAGCGAGAUUGAUAAAAGCCUGGAUCAAAUGGCAAAUAUGAGAAAGGACAAGAUCAUCACGGAGGGAAAACUGAAGAAGCUGAGGACCAUUUAUGCCAAGCGGACUGGGAAGAGGGAGGCCAGUGUGGGUGUGGAGGAGAACCAGUCCAUUGGCACUCCGUCCUCUGCAGUCAAACGCAAGAGGAAGAUGGGUGCGGACAGCGACGAUGAUGACGACGACGACGACGACAGCGAUGACCAGGCAGACGAGGACGACGAUGAGGAGGAGGAAGAAAUUAAAAAGGUUAAAAAAGUCGAGACAUAUGAUGAGGAUGAUGUUGACCAUGCUACCAGCAUUGAGGAGCUGGAGAAGCAAAUAGAGAAAUUAGCCAAGCAACAUCAUCAGACCAGGAAGAAGCUGUUUGAGAUAUCCCAUUCUCUGCGCUCCAUGAUGUAUGGACAGGACCGAUACCGUCGUCGAUACUGGGUGCUGCCGCACUGUGGAGGGGUCUUCAUUGAAGCCAUGGAGAGCGGAGAAGCUCCAGAGGAACUGGAGGAGGAGCGACAGAGGAGGAGGCGAGCGGCAGAGGAGGUCAAGGUUAAAGAGGAACCUCAGGAGAUCGAAUUGCAGAAGGAGAAACCCGCCAACAUGGAGGGCCAGAUCAUUCGAACACAAGGCUUAGUGCAGCAGAAAGUGGAGGAAAAGGAGCACGAGGGGAAGAAAAGCUCCCCGACUCACUUCUACCAGCAGGCGGGCUGCGUGUCCAAACUGUGCGCUCUUCGAGAAGUCAGCAAGGAGUCUGUGAAGGCGGAGGACAAGGAGAGUCCUCACAUGAGACAGAGAGGCAGUCCCCUGGGCGCCCCCAUCGCCACAACCACAGUGACAUCGUCCUCCCCCACGAGCAAUACCCCGGAGCCAGCAACAGCAACCACUCCCUCCAUGGUGACCACGAACGACACUGCAAACAUCCUUCCCCCAACUUCGACUUCGUUAUCUGUCCCGUACCUGCCAGCUCCACGUGAAAGCCCAGGGAACACUCCCCCCACCUCGUCCCCCCACUUCUCCUUUCAGACCAACGACCAGCUGCUCAGAGUCCUCACGGAGAGGAGCGGACACUGGUUCAGUCUGCUCCCUCGCAACCCCUGCGACCUCGCGUCGCUCACCACAACGCCUCCAGGAGCGCAGCGCGUGUCCCCGCAGGCGUCCUCCACGCCGGGGAGAGCCCGGUCCCCGCCCCCCUCCCCCGCCCUCCCCCUCACCCCUUCUGCCGCCUCGGCCUCCGCCAGCCCGCACCACCCAGCCGGCCUCCUCAACUACCCACUGUCUGCUCUGCAGGUGAAAUCAGGCGGCUCGUUGCUUGGGGUUUCUUUCGGAAGCUGGCCCAGCGGCGUGAUCAGUCCCAGCCUGCCGCUGUGCAGCAGCCCCAGCCCCGUGCCGGGUCAUUCUCUGGAGGGCAACACAGCAGCAAGUGUCUCCAGUAAGAGUGAAUCACCUUUACCUCGCAUUGAGAAAAUGUCCGCGAUCCCCUCACCUGCCUUGGAGAUGCCCAAAUCCCUCGACCACCCCAUACCGCGGCCCAUUCCAGAGGAGAUGCUGACAGGCUGGUGGCGAGUGUCUGACAUCGAAGAGCUGAGGGCUCUAGUCAGUGCUCUGCACAGCCGAGGAAUCAGGGAGAAGGGUCUCCAGAGGCAGAUGCAGAAAUACAUGGAGAUCAUCCCCCAGGUCUGCACCAAACACAGAGACGUGGCCAUGAUCGAGCUCCAUGAGCUGGAAGAAAGCCAGGUCAGUGUGGAGUCGGUGCGAGGCUGGUGUGUGGAGGAGCAGGCCAUGGAAAUGGACAUAGCUGUGCUGCAACAGGUUGAAGAACUGGAGAGGAAGGUCACUGCAGCCAGCCUGCAGGUCAAGGGCUGGACGUACCCAGACCCUCAGUCCGAGCGGGAGGACCUAGUGUAUUACGAGCACAAGCCGCCCACCAAGACCACGCCAGCAUCAUCGGGGGACAAGGACUCCAGGGAGCACCCUGAGGAGCGGGGGGACAAGGGUGGGGUGAUGCGUCACCCGGACAACCCUCUGGACAUUGCAGUGACACGUCUGGCCGAUCUGGAGCGCAACAUCGAGAGAAGGUACCUGAGGAGCCCCUUAGGUACCACCAUUCAGAUCAGGCUGGAUAAUGUGGGUACGGUCACUGUCCCUGCCCCCGCCCCAUCCACUAGUGCUGACAGGGAAGGCGGUGAGGAGGAGGUGGCCCACGGCAUGAAGGUUUGGAGGAAGGCCUUGAGUGAAGUGCGCAGCGCUGCCCAGCUGGCCAUGUGCAUCCAGCAACUGCAGAAGUCGAUUGCCUGGGAAAGGUCCAUCAUGAAAGUGUACUGUCAGAUGUGCAAGAAGGGGGAUAAUGAGGACCUUCUCCUGCUGUGUGACGGCUGUGACAAAGGCUGCCACACUUACUGUCACAAACCCAAGAUCACCAGCAUCCCCGAGGGAGACUGGUACUGCCCAGCCUGCAUCUCCAAGGCGAGUGGUCCGUCUCCCAAAAGCAAGAAGCCUCCAGCUAAACCAGUAGCAGCUAGCGGGGGCGGCGGCAAGAAAGGGGAGGUGAAGAAGAACGGGAAGCAGGCGGGAAACGGAGAAGUGUCGGAGGACGACUCAGCCAGCGCCAGCAGCACCCCCAAGAAGGGAGCAAAGGACGCCAACAGGAAGAGGAAGACGGAGGAGGGCUCGCCCGCUCCGGUCGCAGCCAGUCAGGAGAGCCCUGUGUGUGUGAAGAGAGCCAAGACAGCUCGAGACAACAACAGGGACCUGGGGCUGUGCAGGGUACUUUUGGCAGAGUUGGAGCGGCAUCAGGAUGCAUGGCCUUUUCUCACACCUGUCAACCUCAAAUCGGUCCCCGGAUACAAGAAGGUCAUAAAGAAACCGAUGGACUUCUCCACCAUACGUGAGAAGCUUGUGAGCAGCCAGUAUCAGAACCUGGAGACUUUCAUCAUUGACGUCAACUUGGUUUUUGAUAACUGUGAAAAAUUCAAUGAAGACAAUUCAGACAUUGGCCGAGCCGGCCAUAACAUGAGGAAGUUCUUUGAGAAGCGCUGGACUGAGCUUCUGAAACAAACGAACUAAAAGUCUGUUCAGACCCCCCCCCCCCCAACAUAAAAACCCAUUCAACCUUUCAUACCGGAGCACCAGGUUUUACUUUUGUUUUUCUUUGUCUGCGGGCUGGAAGAAGAAGCUGACUCCUCAAUAAGGAACCCUUGGUGUGCUUUAGAGAGAUGUCACCUUGCGAAAAUAAAAAACUAAACUUGUUACAUGAGGUGCGCUGGAUUUAUUACAACAGGGAUAAAAGCCCCAAAGAGUCCCAGAGAAAUGGGGUGUCCUAGUGCAAUACCAUUCCCUGUCUCAAAACACUGCACUGAAUGAAUCCUCUAAUGUCACUGAUAUGUCUGCGCUAGAAUACUUUCCACUACUUGUAAAUAAGUCUUUUGUUAUUUAAUCGUAUUAUAGUGAAUGUAUUUAAUUUUGUAAUAAUUAUUUAUGAAUCAAGGUCCACUUCAUUUUCUAUGAAAAGGAGGAAUCAGCCGAAACUGCUAUGAAUUUAAAAAAGAAAAAGAAAACAAAAAAAAAAAGGAAUGUGUCUUUGUGUUAUAAUUUUUUUUUCUUCUCCCAAAUAUCAAACAAAGCCAAGAAAAAAAAAAAAGAAACUGUUUACACUGUUCAGUGCUUUGGGGCAUCAGAGGACUGUAUUCAUUUGUUCAAACUGUAAAACUGCAUUUAUUUACAGGAACAGCAGAGGAACAGUUAGACGAUGGUGAUUCAUGUGUAUAUACUGUUUAUUAAUGUCAAUAUUAUGUCUUGUUUGGAACGAUGUGUAAAAAAUUGUUUAAGAAUAUUAAGAUAUUGUUUAUGCCUUAGAAUGAUUGUAGCAUUCUAUUUUAGUGAACGUGAUGAAAACAUUAUCAUAAAUAUUGUUUGUACAGUAUAUACAUAUCCUCUGCAAACACUGUGGUAUCCUUAAUCUUGGUAGUGCCUACCCUUCCAACAGGGGCAUGUAGGGGAUGUUAUUGUUUUUAGUUUUCAUUCUUAUGACAAUUAUUUUUUUAUAUGAUUUCAAUCCAACAAGGCCUCCAAAGUUGGACAGUGACACAGAAAUCAUUCCUCACCAUAGCAGAAGAAAAAGGAACAACCAAGCAUUCACUUAUGCUUCCAUAUUGCAUUUCCUCGCAAUCUGCCACAAUACAGAGGACCUAAGGCCAUUUGUAACCACUGUGUUGAACCUUGCUGUGUGUUGUGGCCUGAUGGAGGCAGCUAGAUUUUUUUGUACCCAAGUCGAAAGUACUUGAAGUUACUUUAUUUAAGAUAUUGUGGAAUAAAAGUAUCAUUCUUUUGUAGGAGCUUUAUUUUUCACUAGUGUGUGGCACGGACCUAUUAAAAGGAUGUUUUUCAACGUAA